This is a messenger RNA of Camelina sativa (false flax), 1446 nucleotides long. Its product is annotated as syntaxin-32. The record is from RefSeq and is a predicted model, not a curated record. Gene Ontology annotation, biological process: vesicle fusion; intracellular protein transport; endoplasmic reticulum to Golgi vesicle-mediated transport. Lineage: Eukaryota; Viridiplantae; Streptophyta; Magnoliopsida; Brassicales; Brassicaceae. Gene Ontology annotation, molecular function: SNAP receptor activity; SNARE binding. Gene Ontology annotation, cellular component: Golgi membrane; endomembrane system; SNARE complex.
CCUUCUGAUUUUGGUUAAGUUUUUUUUUUUUUUUUUUUUGGCUUUUGUUCACGAUUCCUCUAUAGGGAUACCAUUGCGAUUUGCGUGACUCUGUACCAAAUCAUCAGAUUCGAAUCCAUCAAAUUCGUUUGAAUCUCUACGUUUCUGUUUGAUUUUGCUUCUGAGAAGAGACCAGAUCCGAAGCUUCUCUGAGGACGAAGAACAAUGUCGGUGAGGCAUGGGCAAUCGUCGUAUCGAGAUCGGACGGCCGAGUUUUUCAAAAUUGUGGAGAGCGGGAGGGGAUCGAUUGCUCCGGCGGCGAAUAAUGCACCGUACGGUGGUAAUAAUUGGAACGAUGGUGUGAGAAGAGAGGAUCUGAAUAAACGAUCUGAGUUCAACAAGAGAGCUGGUCAGAUUGGUAUAGCUAUUCAUCAAACGUCGCAGAAACUGGCGAAGCUUGCGAAACUUGCAAAGAAGACAUCAGUAUUUGAUGAUCCGACUCGGGAGAUACAAGAGCUUACAGUAGUCGUCAAGCAAGAGAUCUCUGCUCUAAAUACUGCUCUGGUCGACCUUCAAGUGUUCCAGAGCUCUCAGAAUGAUGAAGGGAACAGCUCUAGAGAUAGGGACAAAGCUAACUUCUCAGCAACUGUUGUUGACGAUUUAAAGAAUCGUCUGAUGGAUACUACCAAAGAGUUUAAGGAUGUUCUUACCAUGAGAACCGAGAACAUGAAGAUCCAUGAAAAUCGAAGGCAACUCUUCUCUUCAAACGCUUCCAAAGAAUCAACAAACCCAUUCGUUCGCCAGCGCCCUUUGGCUGCUAAGGCUGCUGCUAGUGAAUCUGCUCCUCUUCCAUGGGCAAAUGGGGCUUCUUCAUCGUCAUCUCAGUUAGUCCCAUGGAAGCAGGGAGAGGCCGAAUCUUCACCAUUGUUGCAGCAGAGUCAACAACAACAACAACAGCAGCAGCAACAGAUGGUCCCAUUGCAGGACACAUAUAUGCAGAGCCGAGCUGAAGCUCUACACAACGUCGAAUCAACAAUCCACGAGCUAGGCAGUAUCUUUACACAACUAGCAACCAUGGUUUCUCAGCAAGGGGAGAUUGCUAUCAGGAUCGAUCAAAACAUGGAAGAUACAUUAGCGAAUGUGGAAGGAGCACAGAGCCAACUGGCCAGGUAUCUCAACAGCAUAUCGUCAAACCGAUGGCUGAUGAUGAAAAUUUUCUUCGUACUCAUUGCAUUUCUCAUGAUUUUCCUCUUCUUCGUGGCGUAAAAAAAUUGAUUUUGAAAGAGUUUCAACAUGGUUCUUUUUUUUUCUGUCGUAUCCUAUUGACAUGUAAAGACUAUAAGAGAAAAAAGGGAUCUUAUGCUCUGUUCAGAUUAAUGGAGAUAAAAUAUAAUGUCACGUCCAUGUAAAAUUUCUUUUUAAGUUCUACAAACAAUUUUAUUUGUGAUUCUGCUUCUCUUUUCACUA